Messenger RNA from Phycomyces blakesleeanus NRRL 1555(-), 348 nucleotides. RefSeq lists its product as hypothetical. The transcript has 5 exons. The record is from RefSeq and is a predicted model, not a curated record. NCBI's taxonomy places the organism in Eukaryota, Fungi, Mucoromycota, Mucoromycetes, Mucorales, Phycomycetaceae. The coding region runs from base 1 to 348 and encodes 115 amino acids.
AUGCGUCACUUGCUUAGUACAAAAGGUGUUAUUUGGUACUCUCAAUGGAAAGAAUGCAGACUCAUUCAAGAAUGUGUAUAUUUCAACAAUCUUCUGAUGAUAGCUCAACUAUUUUCUGUUGGCAUUUGGUCUGGACAUUUGAUCCAGACAUUUGACAUUGGGUCUUUGUUUUGCAUUCUUGGUUUUGGGUUCUUGAUUUUAGACCAGAUUUAUUCUUUGGAAAUAGAGAAUCAUAUUGCUAUGGAUAGCAUUUACAUAAUUGUUGGUAUACUUCAACUUUUGAUGGUUGUCAUCAUCAUUGUUUUGCAUCUAAAGAUUAAUAAGCUGAUGAUUAGCAUCGCGCAAUAA